AUGAACAACACACUGGACAUUCGGCUUGUCAAUGCCCAUAAUGAUGAUAAGAACCAGGAGGACGAAAUAGAAACCGAAGAACAAGUAGAGUUGAGAAAGCUAGAGAAAUUGGAUCUUAUUGAAACUAAAGUGAAGUCAGUCGAGCAAGAGCUGAGAAGUAUGAAAGAUUCAAUAGAAUUUGCGCAUUCAGAAGUUAAAGAUUUGAAAAGCGACAACGAAGAACGCAAAAAAACGGACGAGCUAACGAGACAACAAAUAGAAAAAUUGGAGAAAGAAAAUGAAAUUUUACACAAGAGCGUCAUUGAUCUUAAAACAAGGUCAAUGCGCGAUAACUUAGUGUUUUAUAACAUAGACGAAAACAAGGAUGAGAACACUACAGAUAUAAUUCAUCAAAUUAUGGAACAUAAAUUGGGCAUGGAGAAUGCAGCAAGGGAAGUGAAGAUCAAUAGAUCCCACAGACUGGGAAAACAGAGAUUUGGAGCAACGAAGCCGCGACCAAUUGUCGCCAAAUUUAAAUUUAUCCCGACCGCGAACGAGUUCUACAAAACGCAAGAAAACUGA
This is a messenger RNA of Paramuricea clavata, 561 nucleotides long. NCBI's taxonomy places the organism in Eukaryota, Metazoa, Cnidaria, Anthozoa, Malacalcyonacea, Plexauridae. The record is from the annotation of a GenBank genome assembly.